Salvelinus sp. IW2-2015 is the source of this 3908-nucleotide messenger RNA. RefSeq names its product zinc finger protein 431. Gene Ontology annotation, molecular function: DNA-binding transcription factor activity, RNA polymerase II-specific; RNA polymerase II cis-regulatory region sequence-specific DNA binding. Lineage: Eukaryota; Metazoa; Chordata; Actinopteri; Salmoniformes; Salmonidae. Gene Ontology annotation, biological process: regulation of transcription by RNA polymerase II. The record is from RefSeq and is a predicted model, not a curated record.
AUGAGAGCUUCUACCUCUCCUUCUCAGAUAGCAUCCAUUAUCAGUGCUGCCCCCUCUGACCUGGAGGAGUGUGGACAGUCUGUGUCUGACCCUGAGCACCUGAAGAUCCUCCUCCAGCACCAGAACCUGCUAAAUAAGAUUCAGUUGGUACCUGUCACGUCCUCUGUAGGGGACUGUGUGCUGUCCUCGCUGUCUUUCCGCUUAACCUGUGGAAUGCAGUCCAUGCAGACAGAUUUUGACGAACCAGCGGAAUCAUUAGAAGCCGCUCUAAGCAUCAUGAGCCCUGCCUCCUUCAGUGACUUGGAGGAUCUGGGAAUGAUGUCAGUUGAAUCGGAACACGCUGGAGCAGUAACUACUGUGGAGAGAGAAGAGCAGAAUGCCAGGGAUAACGGAGGUCUGGUGAAAAAUUCAGUACUCGACAGUGAAGAAGACAAUGCACUGUCAAAGAACGACAUAGUCUCACCUACUCCUCAAAGUCUCGACGAGUGCGGCAAGUGCUUUCGGAGAAAGGUUGGCCUUCAGAAUCACCAUCGCGUCCACACGGAUGCAAGACCAUACAAAUGCACCAUCUGUGGAAAGGGUUUCACGCAAGUACAGUACUGCAAAAGACACAUGGAUUGUCAUACAAGUGAGAAUACCUAUUUCUGUACUCAUUGUCCGAAGAGUUUCCCAACCCAAUUCCAGCUGUCCGCCCACCAGCGCUGGCACACCAUGGACCGCCCGUACGCCUGUGAGCAGUGUGGGUUGCGCUUCUUUAUGCCAAGCUUGUUAAAGAGACACAUGGGCUAUCACAUCGGGAACCGCCAGUUCCUGUGUGCCCAGUGCGGAAGGACCUUUGUCUAUGAGUUUGACCUAAAGAGACACCAAAAAGACCAUGACCCCAGUCCCAAACUUCCCUGCCCCGUCUGCCAGARGWUGUUUGGCAACAACAGCCUACUCCAGGCCCACAUACGCAGGCACUCUUCAGAGAAACCUUACAGAUGCGACAUAUGCGACAAGACCUUUAAAGACAGCGGGGGCCUCCGCAUACACAAGCGGGGGCUGCACUCGAACGAACGCCCUUACAGCUGCGACGAGUGUGGGAAGACCUACAAACUACACACACACCUAAGGGAGCACAAGUUUAAACAUACGGGGGAGGGCCACACCUGUGGCCAGUGUCGAAAAGCCUUCAGGUACCUGCGUCUCCUGAAGGCGCACGAGCGGUCGCACUCCGAGCCAUCUGAGCUCACACGGCGAAACAGUCACACCAGCCGUCGCAGGAGACAUUCCUCCAAAAGGAGUUGAUUUUCUCACAUCUGCACACCCUUUACUGUGGCUACAGUAAUAUACAAUAUUCAACUUUGUCAAUUCCAUGUCAUUAGCUGUAGGGCAGCCCAGGGUUCCUCUGUGUUGUCUUAGGAAUGCUGCAUUAUCCCACCAUUCCCCCAUUCUGUCACAUCUCUGUGGUGGUGAGAUAAUUGACUUGAAUGGCGAAGAGGAUCUCUGCUGUUCAGGACUGCUGCUCACUGAGUUUAGCUUCCUCCCUUCCUCUAUGAUCCUCCCUCCUCUGAUCAGACAUACUGGGACUAUACAGGCCCUUAUUACAUGAUACACAGCAUAUCAAGUACAGGUUCUAAAGUCAUUUCAAAUCAUGGGAUGUCAUACAUGGUCUAUUUUGGGAGGUACCAGCUUUGCAGUCCUAACAGCCAUGCAUACGAAACCGGUUGUGCGUCUGAAGGCUCCCAGAAAAUCUGUGGACUUGCAAUUCAUAUUGUGAAUCUGUGGAACUAUGUUCAGUGAGGUGUGUUAGGUAAACCAGUGAAACAACCACUGUCAGGUGCAGUAUGCUCUCAAGAGAACGUGGUUUUAAUCUCUUGACUUGGAUCAGGAUUGGGGGUCAACUACAUUUUAAUUCAGGAUCUUGCUAAUAGAAAAUAAUUUCAGUUACUACCUGAAUUGACUGAAUUGAUAUGUCGUUGACUCCAACCCUGGUUUGGAAACAGUCUCAUGGCUUCUCUCGCAGUAUAAUCAUCAGUGUUUGAUAGUCACAUGUACAGGUUUGCAGGUGUAAUUGCGGGGUACAGUGACCAUCUUAGGGUCCAAACUCCAACAGAGUGUAGUUCAAUUUGUGCUUCUUGUUCUAUCGCAAUGUUCUUGUUUAAUUCAAAAGCUYAUAGGCUACAUUCAUUUGUGGUGUUUAUUUUGGACAUAAAACAGUCUCCAAAGAAAUGUGUUCCACACAUUUCCUGUUCUACAACAUUUAUUUCCUGUAGCUGCCAUUUAAACCGUCAGAGACAGUUUUUUCUUCCAGAUGCAGCAUUACCCUUCUUGUAGGCACAUCAGAAAUUGUGUGAACAUACGUGUUAUGGCUAUGCUGGAGUUGGCAUUUAUAUUUUUUUAUGAAUCAUGAGAUUUAUCCGGUUGAUGUCAGUUUGCCUCAUCAGUCUUUUGACAUCAACAAUAUUUUGUGGUAUGCAAUACACUAAGUUAAUAUUGUUUUAAGUUAUAGCUAACAAGAUUGCAACAGAUGUCUGUAAUUUUUCUGUGUUAAAUGUUGGUUCACUCCAAAAUAUGAACGACUGACUAAUAUCUAUUUUUGAAUGUAUUUCACACAUUUCUCUGGCAAAAAAAUAGUCAAACUACAAACUAAGAACAAACAAAACUAMGAAAACAUGUGCGCACAUAUGCGUUAUUCUGGAAACUGUAAGCAUCUACCUGUGAGGGAAAUCUAAUAGGCUAGGUCAUACAUUAUUUAUUUGUGCGUGGCRAAAAAGAGCUACGGUACCCUACUGUACUGCAAUGCAGGUCCGACAGAAUUCCAGCCGUCUUUGUGAAAGUAUUUUUGUUUGUAAUACAGGAAUACGUUAUUUUUCAGAAUUGAACAGAUUACAUUUUGAUCUUGUUGAAUGUUGUUCUCCAACUCCCAAUCCCACAUAUUUUUGUUUAAUCUCAUGUCAUUCCUCAUGCCGUGUGUUCCUAAGAGGAAGGGCAGUGAGUCUGAUAGUCAUUUAUUUUGAAAAGUAUGAAUUCCUAAUAAAUAACACUAUUACACAUGACUUAAAUGGUUAUAACAACUAUGAAUGCAAUCACAUGCAUUCCUCAUACGAACAAAAGGUCAGGAUUCAAUUAAAUCGACAGUAGGCUUAAGCCUUGUUCGCCAACAAAGCACAGCCUUUCUGGUGGAAGAGCUUAUCAAAUAACUGAUUGGCUGCUCUUUCGGUCAUUGUCACGAAACCACACCCGUGCUUAUCCCACCCAUGUUUACGUUCUGAACAAGAAAGUGAAGGCUAUAUAAAAAAAAUGACACUCAAAUUUAUGAUAGGGAUUUAUAUCAAACUAAUUGAGGUGUAGGGGCUCCCGAGUGGCGCAGCGGUCUACGGCACUGCAUCUCAGUGUUGGUCUGAUUUGUUAUUGUUACCCAUCUACCGAUCACUGCCCUUCUUUUUGAAAGCCUCAUAAAGCUCCCAAGUCUUUGCAAUUGAAUUUGUGCUUGAAAUUCAACGCAUGACUGAGGGACCUUACAGAUAUUGUAUGCAUGGGGGAAAGAGGAAGGGUAAGUCAAUAAAACAUGUACAUUUAAAUUUUUCCCACACAGAGUGAUUCCAUGAAACGUAUUAUGUGAUUUGUUAAGCCAAAUUUUACUCCUGAACUAAUUUAGGCUUGUCUGAACAAAGGGGCUUCAUACUUACCGUAUGCAGCGACUGUAUUUUAGUUAUCAAAUUUGUAUUGAUCUUUACAAUGUAAAUGUAAUGUAAAUUACAAUGUAAAUUUUUACAAUGUGACAUUACAGAGUAUUUUGAGUAGAUUGUUGACAAAUAUAUUUUAAUUGCACUUUGUAACAAUAAAAUGUGAAGAAAUCCAAGGGGUAUGAAUACUUUUGCAAGGUACUAUAGAUGUUUGACUGAUUAAAUUCUUGAUUGCUGUUU